This is a messenger RNA of Brugia pahangi, 1611 nucleotides long. Lineage: Eukaryota; Metazoa; Nematoda; Chromadorea; Rhabditida; Onchocercidae. The record is from the annotation of a GenBank genome assembly.
AUGGAGAAUCAAUCUCCAAUAAAAGGCAAGCCAAGACCACGACACAAUCCCAAUGAGACUUCAGCCUUAACAACCUCUGUUCCGGAGAAACCCAUCAUCAAAGCCCUAUCAAGACCUUGUGCACUAUGCAACAAGAAUCACUGGGAUGAAGAGUGCCAGAUUUAUCCCACUCUCAAACAAAGGCUGGAACGUCUGAAGAAACUAAACGCUUGCCUCAACUGCUUCAAGAUCGGACAUAUGGCAGCCAGAUGCAAAAACAAGAAACGGAAUUGCUUCCACUGCAAGGGUCAACACAAUUCCGCGCUGUGCCCUAACAAAUUCAAGGAAAUGCCCAAUAAACCACAGGAUCCAGACUCCACUACCACGACAAAUAUAAUAGUCGAAAAAGAGAAGAAACGUGACAAGCGCAUCCUACUCUUAUGCAAGCAGAUAAAUGUGUUCAACCCAACUAAUCCAAAUACUCAACAAAGGGCUUUAGUCCUAUUCGACGUUGGAUCACAAUUAUCCUUUGUUUCAAAGAACUUAGCCAAACAACUAAUGCUUAACGAAACAGAUGAAGGGAAACUAAACAUCGCUUCAUUCGGCAAAAAGGACCCGAACACGCACCUUACAACCAGAAUUGAAAUAGGGAUAAAAAUCGGAAAGGACCGUACAGUGUUGCUCGAAGCGAACACCGUGCACUAUUUAACAAACAAACUACAAGUAGUCAACUUAAGUGAAAGCGACAUACGAUCCCUCAAAGGAAGUCCAACAAUUGAUUUCCACAGUGAAUGGAAGCAACCGGAUAUAUUAAUAGGAGCCAACCACUUCUUUCAAUUCAUCAAUUUCGACAAAGCAGAGAAUCUGCAAUCGGGAUUCACACUGCUGCACACUAAAGUGGGCCCGAUCCUGGCUGGGUCUAGCUAUACAAAGAAAAUUUCUCCCAAUUCACGAAUGUCCUCACAAAUAGUUUACGCCGCUAACACGAUCAACGUUCCAGAUUUAGAUCAAUUCUGGAAACUGGAACUAAUAGGCAUACAAGACAAACCCGAAAACAAUGACGAUGAAGAAGCCUUAAAACAAUUUAAGCAAACGAUUAGAAAAUCCGAUGGACGAUACCAGGUCGCAUGGCCAUGGAAAGACACCAGUUCCAAAUUAAGCGACAAUUUCGAAUUAUGUCUCGGACGCUUACAGUCGUUAAUCAAGCGACUUCACCGCAACCAACAUCUACUUACCACAUACAAUGAAACAAUCAAUGAACAGUUAAGAUCCAAUGUCAUCGAAAGGGUAAGUCAUUUCACAAACCAUCAAGGUAUUAUCCAUUACUUGCCCCAUCAUGAAGUGGUAAAAUCAGAUAACACCACGACAAAGGUCAGAAUAGUUUAUGACGCUUCCGCUCACCUCAGAGGCAGGAAAAGCUUAAACGAUGUCUUGUAUCGAGGCCCUAUCACCCUUCCCGAUUUAGCUGGAAUAUUAAUUCGACUAAGAACAAUGAAAAUCAUCAUAUUAGCUGACGUCGAAAAAGCCUUCCUACAAUUAGAGUUGCUGCCAACGGAACGGGACUGCACACGCUUUCUAUGGGUAAAAGAUAUUCAGAAACAGAUGGACAGAGAUAAUUUAAUAUGCUAUUGA